AUGCAGCCCUAUACCCAAAACUGGACCCAGGUGACAGAGUUCGUCAUGGUGGGCUUUGCUGGGGUGCAUGAAGCAUGCCUCCUCUUCUUCACACUCUUCGUCACCAUGUACGUGUUCACAGUGGUGGAGAACGUGGCCAUCAUCUUAGUGGUGGGCUUGGACCAGCGGCUACGGAGACCCAUGUACUUCUUCCUGACUCACUUGUCCUGCCUUGAAAUCUUGUACACCUCAGUCACGAUGCCCAAGAUGCUGGCUGGUCUUAUUGGGGUGGAUGGGGGCAAGAAUAUCUCCUUCACUGGAUGCCUGUCCCAGCUCUUCAUCUUCACCUUCCUUGGGGCAACUGAGUGUUUCCUACUGGCUGCCAUGGCCUAUGACCGCUAUGUGGCCAUUUGUAUGCCUCUUCGCUAUGGGGCUUUGGUGUCCUGGGGCACCUGCAUCCGUCUGGCAGCUGCUUGUUGGCUGGUAGGCUUCCUCACACCCACGUUACCCAUCUACCUCAUGUCUCAGCUGACAUUUUGCGGCCCUAACGUCAUCGACCACUUCUUCUGUGAUGCCUCGCCCCUGCUAGCCUUGUCCUGCUCGGAUGUUGCCCUGAAGGAGACAGUGGAUUUCCUGGUAUCUCUGGCUGUGCUCCUGGUUUCCUCUGUGGUCAUCGCUGUGUCCUACAGCAACAUCCUCUGGACACUGCUGCACAUCCACUCGGCUGCCGAGCGCCGGAAGGCCUUCUCCACUUGCGCAGCUCACCUGACUGUGGUGAGCCUCUUCUAUGGCACUCUUUUCUUUAUGUAUGUUCGGACCAAGGUGGCCUCCUCCAUCAACUUCAACAAGGUGGUAUCCGUCUUCUACUCCAUUGUCACGCCAAUGCUCAACCCCCUCAUCUACAGUCUUCGGAACAAGGAGGUGAAGGGAGCUCUGGGCCGAGCCUUUUCCUUCAAAUCUUUGAAGGAACAGUGA
This is a messenger RNA of Cynocephalus volans (Philippine flying lemur), 954 nucleotides long. Its product is annotated as olfactory receptor 6Q1. Bases 1 to 954 code for a protein of 317 amino acids. The record is from RefSeq and is a predicted model, not a curated record. Gene Ontology annotation, cellular component: membrane. Lineage: Eukaryota; Metazoa; Chordata; Mammalia; Dermoptera; Cynocephalidae. Gene Ontology annotation, biological process: G protein-coupled receptor signaling pathway. The transcript has a single exon. Gene Ontology annotation, molecular function: olfactory receptor activity; G protein-coupled receptor activity.